This is a messenger RNA of Pocillopora meandrina, 327 nucleotides long. The record is from the annotation of a GenBank genome assembly. NCBI's taxonomy places the organism in Eukaryota, Metazoa, Cnidaria, Anthozoa, Scleractinia, Pocilloporidae.
GCCCACCAAAACAAAUUCCUUCAAAAGAGAGGUUUAAAGAGAAAAUACACAGAUCUAAAUGUUGUGGGGGCUAAAAUAGCCAAAACGGAACAAUCUAUCGAAAAAUUUGAGAAACAUUUAGCAAUUCGCACUUGUCCGAUCUCUUUGCAGUAUUCGGCGAAGCCAAAUAUCACAACGGACAUAAUCUUCAAUAAAGAAGUAAAAGAAAUAAAACAACAAGCUCAACAAGGCUUAGUUGAUGCCUUGACUAGUUUUCACAAAAGAAGGCUCGAGAGCCAAAGAAAAGAGCUAACUACGAACUCUCAGCUCGUAAGAACAAACAUGUAA